GGCUUUCAACCCUAUAUACAGUCCGAUUUUCACUAUCACAUGCUGCGUUGCAACGUUGAUAUGCUUAUACAGUUAGGGCUGACAUUCACUGACGGCGACGGACAUCUUGCACACGUAAAUGGUCAAUACUGUAUCUGGCAAUUCAAUUUCAAAGAGUUCAGCCUCCGGGAAGAUGUAUACGCGCGCGACUCAAUAGAGCUUUUGAAACAAAGCGGCAUUGAUUUUGUUACCUUCGAAGUGCGCGGUAUCGACGUCAAAAAGUUUGGGGAGUUGUUGAUGGUCAGUGAUGUAGUAUUGAAUGAUGAAGAGAGUUGGAUCACAUUUCACAGUGGCUACGAUUUCGGGUACUUGCUGAAACUGCCAACUUGUAAAGAACUUCCAGAAAAAGAAAGCGAGUUCUUUGAGCUGUUGAACCAGUACUUCCCACAAGUUUACGAUAUGAAACUCAUGAUGAAGCGACUAGGCAAUAUACACGGUGGACUGAACAAACUCGCUGAUUUAUUGCAAGUAGAGAGGAUUGGUCCACAACAUCAAGCUGGAAGUGAUAGUUUGCUGACUGCUUUCACAUUUUUUAAACUCUGUGGUACUAAGUUUAGCGAAGAGGGCAUUGAUCGAUUCAACGGCAUUCUGAUUCAACGGCACUCUGUACGGUUGAGGGCGGGAUAG
This is a messenger RNA of Ostreococcus lucimarinus CCE9901, 666 nucleotides long. Lineage: Eukaryota; Viridiplantae; Chlorophyta; Mamiellophyceae; Mamiellales; Bathycoccaceae. The record is from the annotation of a RefSeq genome assembly.